AUGCCUGUGGUGCACGCAGCCUCCUCACGACUGAAACCUCAACACGGACGCUGCCGGUUCUACACCAGGAGGAAGGCGGUCGCGCCCUCGUUGGAUUUGGUGGAUGACGCCAUUGAUGUCCUGGAGGAGGCACCACGGAAGAGGCGGAAGACCAAGGCUGUCCUGCAGGCAUCUCCAGAUUCUGCGGUCUCUGCUUCACCAGCUUCGCCUUCCCCGCAGGGUCCAGAUCCGCCCUCUCCCGACGGCGUCUCACGCGUGGUGCCUGUGGUGCCUGUGCUGGGCACG
Messenger RNA from Durusdinium trenchii, 285 nucleotides. Lineage: Eukaryota; Dinophyceae; Suessiales; Symbiodiniaceae. The record is from the annotation of a GenBank genome assembly.